This is a messenger RNA of Leptopilina heterotoma, 1109 nucleotides long. RefSeq names its product dynein regulatory complex subunit 7-like. Gene Ontology annotation, cellular component: motile cilium. The transcript is spliced from 3 exons. Lineage: Eukaryota; Metazoa; Arthropoda; Insecta; Hymenoptera; Figitidae. Bases 124 to 747 code for a protein of 207 amino acids. The record is from RefSeq and is a predicted model, not a curated record. Gene Ontology annotation, biological process: flagellated sperm motility.
AACAUCUCAAUCUCUCCGCGUCGCCUUGGCAACAGAAUUUUGUUAAAAAUAUCAUUCAAAUAUCAAGUUAUAAAAAAGGGACAAAGGGGAAGCGUAAAAAAUUUCGGCGAGGAAGCGAAAAUUAUGUCAGAGACGAGUAAAUCGUUUUCUCGUGAUUAUUGUGAUGAAAUAAUUGAAAGCAUCAAAUUCGAGGAAGGACAUUGUGUUGAUGAUGCUUAUAAUGAUGAUGAUGAUGAUCGUGGUGAGAGUAGUGAUAAAAUCGAUUAUGAAAUGAAGGAGAAAGAACAGGUGGAUUUGAAACCAGUCAAGAUCACCGGGGAGACCUUGAAACGAAUUCGCCAACAACUUUGUUUGAUAAAACUCGGCUCGACGAAAGUAGAGCUCGAUCAUGAAUCUUGUUCCUAUUUCAAACUUGUACCUAAAAGUUAUUCGCAAAAUAGUGAAAAAGAAAAAGUUUUACUUUGGUACGCUGAAAAUUUCCGUCAACAAUUCCAAUAUAUUUAUGGUGUUAAACGAAAGCCCUUGUUAAUGGUGUGCGACAAUGAAUUUGGAAUUCAGAAAUUCGUAUCAACGACAAUCAGACGAAGUACCUUGCCAUAUCCAGAAUUAUCAACUUGGCUGGGAUGCGCAAAAUUCGUGACCGAUUACGUGACAUACGAGGCACCAAAAUCGCCCCUCGAAUUGGUAAGUAAACUCUGCGAAUUUUUCCUCUUAUUUUCAUCGAAUUUUCCUCUAUUUCAACAAUAGAAUUUAUAAAAUUUAUAAAAUUUACAAAUAAUUAUUAUAAAUUAUAAAUUAGAAUUUAUAAGUUUUUUUUUCAAAUAGAUUUAAAUAUAAUUCGGAUAAGUGUAAAAAAAACAAAAAACGAAAAAAUUAAGAGAGAGAGAGAGAGAUAAACAUAAGUUUUCUCUAAUCGUCACAUCGAUAUGGCCAUUGUCGACUGUUGCUUCAGAUACAAAUCACAACUCGGUUUUUUUUUUUCUUUUCUUUCUGUCUUCUCUCCCCCCCACCCCUUCUUUUUUUAUCAUCGAGAGUAUAGACGUAAAACCGGUCAGGCGAGGGACGAAGUGAUCGAUCAGCAAUUCUUGAAAUUCGUUUUCGAAGCGAAA